This is a messenger RNA of Cajanus cajan (pigeon pea), 391 nucleotides long. The record is from RefSeq and is a predicted model, not a curated record. Lineage: Eukaryota; Viridiplantae; Streptophyta; Magnoliopsida; Fabales; Fabaceae.
ACCUCUGCAACGCCAUUCGUCUAGGCUGAUUUGGAACCCUCCCUCUCGUUGUCCCUGGCUGAUUGAUUAAUACAGUGAGAAUGGGGAGUGAUGAAGACCUAAAGACAUGGGUAUCGGAUAAGUUGAUGUCACUACUGGGCUAUUCUCAGCCCACGGUGGUGCAGUGCAUGAUUGGACUAUCCCAGCAAGCUACUUCACCAGCUGAUUUGGCGAGCAAACUAGUGGAGUUUGGGAUCUUGUCAACAGACACCCCUUCAUUUGCAGAAGAAAUUUUCUCAAGAGUUCCCCGUAAAUCAACGGGUUUAAAUGUGAGGUUUUUUGGCAGUGAAAUUUUGCUUCCAUCUUUGUACUUUGUAGUUUUAAAUUAAUCUAGCAAAUCCUUUCCCCUGUA